CUCGCGGUAUCACGUCAAACAAACAGACUACUUCCGGUUAGCAAGAAAACGGUAAGGUCCUAACAGGUCCUAUCCACCCAAGAACUCGACCGACUGUCUCAAACGAAUACUUAGCGGCCAACCUCGGGUCUUUUUACGGUUAUACGUAGGUUGUUCUUUUUUAGGAACCGUGUUUGAGUUCCUAGAGCAAGCGGGCGUUUUGUUCGAGCUGUUAAUUGAAGAUGACACAGACAGCCUCAUCUACCUUCCACAAGACGAGCAUCUUGAGCAAAUUGGCGCACCUCAGGAAACGAGACAUCUUGUGCGACGUCACCCUGCUUGCAGAGGGCGAGCGUUUCCAAGCGCACAAGGUGCUUCUGGCAGCGAGCAGCGACUACUUCUUGCAGAUAUUCACCACCGACAAUGUUGACAUCUACCGGCUCGACGGUGUAACGGCCACCACGUGUGACUUGGUGCUGGAAUUCAUCUACAGCGCCCGGGUGUGUUAUGAGGAGAGUUCGGGCGAGCAGCUUCUGGCCGCCGCUCGGUUGCUGAAGGUGGGAGAACUUAUUGACGCGCUGCAGACCACACGGCGACGCAAGGAAGGGCGGGCCAAGAAGAGCCUCCUCAUCAGAAAGCAAAGAAAGAAGAGUCCCGUGCGUGACAACCAGGCCGAAGAGCGACAAGAAGUAGCUGACGACAGAGAAGGAGGGGAGCGGCCCAGUCGAGCAGGAAGACGCAAGAUCACCCCACCAGUGAAAUACAAUUCAUAUAAAGUGGGCGGAGACGUGUCAGUCGGUGGAGAGCCGGCAAAGAGGGUUAGGAAGAGCAAGACGGAGGCCAGGUGCCAGGACUGUGGCAAGUGGUUCAAAAACCAUAUCUUCCUGAAGAUCCACCAACGCACGCACACAGGUGAGAAGCCAUUCUGUUGCCAGGUGUGCGGCGCGGCGUUCACGCAGAAGCACACACUGUUGGUGCACCAACGCAAGCACACCGGAGAGACGCCGUUUGUGUGCAGCGUGUGCUCCAAAGUCCUCGCCACUAAGAACAGCCUGCAUGAGCACAUGAACCUCCACCAGGAAAACAAGUCGUUCUGUUGUGACCAAUGUGGAAAGAGCUUCACUCAGAAGAGGCAGCUCAAAAGUCAUUACAGGGUCCACACAGGCAAAUCGCUUCCAGAGUGUGCUCAGUGUCAGCAUAAGUUUCUGGAUACGGCCCAGUUGAAAAAGCACCUGCGUACUCACACUGGUGAGAAGCCAUUCACAUGUGAGAUCUGCGGCAAGUGUUUUUCCGUCAAGAGCACUUUGCAGACGCACAUCCGGAUACACCGAGGCGAGAAGCCGUAUAGCUGCAGCAUUUGCGACAAGUCCUUUGCGGACAGCAGCGCCCGGCGCCGCCACGUGGCCUCCCACUCGGGCAAGAAGCCCUUCAACUGCUCGGUGUGCGGUCUCUCCUUCUCCCGCCUCGACAACCUGAAGACCCACAUCAACACCCACAACAAGGAGAGGGUGUCGGAACCUGAGCCCCAGGAAGAAGGUGGCGCCGCCCUGCAGGCAGAGGUCCAGAACUAUCCGCUGUCGGCAGGGUCGGAGCAGGAGAUCCAGCUCCUGGUGACGGGGGACAACAUCAGCCUGGGGCAGGAGAUCAGCACGGCCGCGCCCCAGAUGCUCGGCACGCUGGACCCACCGGCCGCGCCGUGGGCCGAGUCCAUGUACGUCAUCACCCUGAGCAAGGAGGCCGCUGACCACCUGCACGUGGCACCCAGGCCCGCCCAGCAGGUGGCACAACCGCACAUCCAGGGCCUGCACGUCAACCAGCCUAUCUCCAUCAGCCAGACCGGCGAGCACAUCUCCGGCCACCACAUCCACGGACACACCUUCCAGAUCCAGGCUGGAAACGUCUACUCCACCGCCGGACCGCCGCCUGGCCACACCUGAGCUCACACAGAUCCGUGGAGUCUGAUUCCCGCCUCGUUCUGAGCGCCUCAGCUCUGGACCCAGCUCUGCGGUGACGUCUGCUUGAAGCCCCCCGGGUUCACGUUGGCGUUGUGGGCGGCGUCAAAACUCAGGUCCAGGCAGUCGGCCUCCAUCAGCU
Molecule: messenger RNA, 2073 nt
Organism: Syngnathus typhle (broad-nosed pipefish)
Lineage: Eukaryota; Metazoa; Chordata; Actinopteri; Syngnathiformes; Syngnathidae
Gene: zbtb24
Product: zinc finger and BTB domain containing 24
Exons: 9
Coding region: 222-1916 (564 amino acids)
Biological process (GO): regulation of transcription by RNA polymerase II
Cellular component (GO): nucleus
Molecular function (GO): RNA polymerase II cis-regulatory region sequence-specific DNA binding; protein binding; DNA-binding transcription factor activity, RNA polymerase II-specific
Source: RefSeq, a predicted model, not a curated record